CGUAGAGAUGUGUGUACAGGCGGAGCACAGAGCGGAGAGCUAACCGAGCUAACCCGGGCACAGAGACACGGCUGAGCGUGGCCAUGUCGCGCUCCGUGGGCUUUAUAUCGUGAAAAAAAAAAAAAAAACAAGCUCGCGCCGGAGUUCCCGCCUCGCCGCUGAAAGGAUUACGCGGCUCGUUUGUUCUUUUUCGCCUUCUUCCUGGUGGAAUAACAAAGCCGGUGCGUGUUUGUGUAUGUGCGUGAGGAUUGUAAAUCUGAGCCGUCAACGUUAGCUGGCCUAGCCGGACUCGGGAGCUCGUCCCCCGCAACAAGAAUGGGCUCCAGGUCCGCGCGGAUUAGCCUGCUGGUAACUGGUGACCUUUGAUUGGAGCUGUGUGAUGGCAAAUUUCACGAACUAUCAGGAAGGAAAGGCAGCCAUGUUGAUGGUGGAGACGCAGCAGAGGGACAAACCUGCGGCCGCCAACGGAGACGACGGCUCGGUCGGGGAACCCCCUUCUUCCCCGUUAAUUAAUAUCGGCGGCGGCGGCAGCAGCGGUGUAGGAGGAGGAGGAGGUUCUCGCUUCCAUCAACAUUUACCGCCCUCCAACCACCACCUCCACCAUCACUACCAGCUGCACCAGCAACAGCAGCCGCAUCUGUCCGGGGAGAACAUGGCAGAGUCCCCGGGCAGGAAAGCCUCCUCCUCCAGCCAGGUACACACCGAGGACCCCGCCGCUUCCCCCGCCUCCAGCAGCCAUGUCUACGCGGCUGUUAACGUCGCCAACGCCUUGGACGUUGCGGAUGAUAUUCGCAAAUGUGGCUACCUGAGAAAGCAGAAACAUGGACAUAAGAGGUUUUUCGUGCUCCGGGCCGCCAGCCACCUGGGCCCGAGCCGUCUGGAGUACUACGACAGCGAGAAGAAAUUCAGGAGCAGCCUGCGCUCUGCUGCCGCCGCUGCGGCCGCCGCGGCCACCGCAAGCGGUGGAGCGGUAGCCCCGUCGCCCCCGAAGAGGGUCAUUUACCUGUACCAGUGUUUUACUGUGAACAAAAGGGCGGAUUCUAAAAGCAAACACCUCAUUGCUCUUUACACCAAGGACGAGUACUUUGCUAUUGUGGCUGAAAACGAGCAGGAGCAGGAGGACUGGUACGUAGCUGUCAGUGAGCUGAUGAGUGAGGGCAAAAAAGGUCACCUGGAUUCAGAUGAUCUGGACGAUGGGUACGGUACAGUCACUCCCGGUACUGUUUUCAAAGAGGUGUGGCAGGUGAACGUGAAACCUAAAGGACUGGGUCAGACCAAAAACCUCACGGGUGUAUAUCGGUUGUGUUUGUCCACUAAAACGCUCCACCUGGUCAAGUUGAACUCUGAAACGCCCUGUGUGAACCUCCAGCUUAUGAACAUCAGGCGCUGCGGACACUCGGAAAGCUUCUUCUUCAUCGAGGUGGGCCGCUCCUCCUCCAUCGGGCCGGGGGAGAUCUGGAUGCAGGUGGACGACUCUGUUGUGGCACAGAACAUGCACGAGACCAUCCUGGAGACUAUGAAAGCCCUGAAGGCUUUUGCAGAGUUUCGACCGAGGAGCAAGAGUCAGUCAUCGGGCUCCAACCCCAUGCCGUUUAUCACUACGCGGCGCCACCUGGGGAACCUGCCGCCAAGCCAGACUGGACUACAGCGUCGGUCGAGGACGGAGUCAGUGGUGGGGACGCCACCCUCAAGUAAGAGCUCCGGGGCGAGCGGUUAUCGCUUUCGUACGUCGAGUGAGGGCGAGGGGACGAUGAACCGGCCGUUCCGCUCUGCCACAGGAAGUCUGGUGCAUCUCGGCUCAGCGCGUGUCCAUCACGCUCGUCACGAAGGCGGCGGAGGCAGCAGUGGAGGUGGUGGUGUCUCCACAGGAAAUGCUGGCACGAAUACAGGCGGCAGCCGCUACGUCAGAGCCAUCCCGGGGUCGUCGUCCACUUAUCACGCCCGCUCCGCCUCUCUCCCAGUCUCCCACUUCCCCUCAACCACCAGUCCAGUGAGUGUCUCCUCCAGCAGUGGCCACGGCUCCGUCUCUGACACUCUCACACGCCCGUCUAGCGCCUCGAUAUGCGGCUCCCCGUCUGACGGCGGCUUCAACUCAUCAGACGAGUACGGCUCCAGCCCCGGUGAUUUCCGGUACUUCCGUGUGCGGAGUAACACGCCAGACUCCCUGGGCAACACGCCGCCAAUCAGGGAGGAGAACUGUCUGAACGAUUACAUGGCCAUGGGCUGGAACCGGGAGGUGUUUGGCACCAGUGGCGGGUCCAGUAACGCCAGCGGAGCUGACACGCCGCGAGACGAGAGCUCGUCAGUCGCAGAAGAGGAGCGCUUCUCUUCAUCAGCGUCGUCGUCAUUAAGGAGGAGAACGCAUUCCUUCACCAGACCCGCCGGUGGUGCGACUGGUGGUUCUGGAGUAGCAGUUUACCAGAAAAUGACACAGACCAACUUUUCACUGGACGAGGAGUCGGACGUGGUGUUGCCGUUUGGCAGCGGGCUGCUGCGAGGCGGGCCGUCCUCCUCCUCUUCCUCGCUGCGCUCUGACUACAGCUCCUGCUCCGAGCACAGCCAGCAGAGCCGUCCCUCCACACUUUCCCGGACAGAAGCCAGCAGCAGCAGCGAGCGCCCCCCUCUUUCCUCCUCCUCUGCCAAGGAAGACAGCGGCUACAUGCCCAUGUUGUGUGGCGUGGCUGCGUCGCCUCGGGACACUCCCCCUGACUACAUGCCUAUGCAACCCGGCUCUUACUCCCAACACGUCUCCCACUCCCCUCAGUUUCACAGCCCGGCUUUGGCAGCACGUGCAGCCCACCCUCAGUCCUCCUCCACUGACUCCCACGGUUACAUGAUGAUGCUCCCCGGUGCCAGUGGCAGCUCCCCCUCCCCCGUGCAGGUUUCUCCCAGUCCUCACAGCAGCUCCAGUCUGGCAGGUGCCAGUGCAGGGGACAGUAUAGCAGAAAGACCCGAGAAUGGAGAGUAUAUGGACAUGUCGUAUAGCAACAGUGGGAGCCGCCAGCUCUCAAACGAAGGGAGCAGCGGAUAUUUCACGCCAGGCACACCCGAGAGCACCCCGAAGUCUUACAGUCCCUAUUUCUCCCUCCCUCGCUCCUACAAGGCUCCCACCAGAGAGAGGGAUGAGAAGGAGUAUGGGGAGUAUGUUCCUAUGAGUUCUCCUGCCAAACCAGUCUAUUCAUCAGUUGCCACAGCUUCAUUAUCAGCUCCAGAGAGGAGGGGCGGGGGAGGAAGUAGCACCUCCACGCCUUCUCAUCCACCGCCACCGUAUGGAGCUCAUCACACAACUGCGGCGAUGGUUGACAGGCGCGCCGCCAGGCCGAACCGCCUCCCUUUAGGUAGAAGGAGUUUCCACGGCCCACUGCGGCUGAGUGAGUCCUCCACGCCAUCUGCAGGCACCUCCACGUCAGUCCCCGCCUCUGCCAGCUCAUCUGAGAGACCUUCCAGUCCUGGAGAGUAUAUCAACAUAGAGUUUGGUGAGCACUACCCCCACCAACAGCAGCCCCCCGCCUACCCUUACUCUGCCCAGGAUGAAGCACCUUCUCUGGCCUCCGCUGACCACCGCCACUCCCCCCCACAGCCCCAAACCCACCAGGACUACAUGAGCGUGGAGGUUGAGGCUGAUCAGCAGGACACCGCUGGAUGUGCGGGUAAAAAACAGUCGCCCAGACCCAGCCUCGUCGCCCCGUGGAACCCCCCCAGCUACAUCAGACCGCUGGCUAACAAUCCCACCUCCUCUGGAGUCCCCGCUGGAGGUCACUGGAGGUCGAUGGGCGAAGACUACACGGACAUGACGUUUAACCUCAGCAGAGGCGAGCGGACACAAACGAGCCCCACAGCGAUGCUGCAGCACCUGUGUGUUAUAGAAGGACGUUAUGGCCACACCCCCUCCGCCUCACCUUCAUCCAUUUCCCCUCCCCUCCCUCCGUCAAGCCCAGGACGGACACCGACGCAGCCGCUGGAGCCCAAGGUGGUUCGACCUGACCCCCAGGGCCGGAGGAGACACAGCUCGGAGACGUUCUCCUCCACUUCCUCCUCUAAUUCGACUCCCUCUGGAGGAGGCCUCGGACCCUCGUCCUCCGCCGCCCACCCCACUCUGAACCCCACAGCCUCCAACGGAUCAUACCAAACAGAGGGUCAGGCUUCCAGGUGGGCCAGCUCUGCAUCCUUUGACAGUGUGUGGAUGUCUGUAGAGGGUGUGGGAGACUCGCCGGCUCUCCACGCUUCAACAAGAGCCAUGGAAAUGGGGGCCACUCCCGGGACCUCAGCCUCUUCCUCCUCCUCCUCAUCCUCGGGUCCUGGGGCCAGCAGGAUGUGCAGGAACAUGUCGGUGGGCUACCAGAACGGCCUCAACUACAUCGCCCUGGAGCUGAGGGAGGACGCCAGCAACGUGGGAGCCAGCAGCAGCAACGGGAGCUCGGUGGCGGCGGUGGGGACUGUGCCUCUGCCCGAGAACGGCGCCUACGCCAGUAUAGACUUCACCAAAUGUGACGGAAUCGCCACGACGACAAAGGACUGAGCGAGGACGUCAGAGGUUCCCUCCUCCUCCUCCUCAUCUCUCUGCUCAUGGCACAUGACUCUGCCUGUGACCUCUGACCUUCACCCAGACUGGACUGAGCAGCUGAGCAUCUUCCUUCUCGACGCAGAGAAACAAACACCACGACAGAAACGCUUGCUUGUUUUUUUUUUUGUAUUG
Solea senegalensis (Senegalese sole) is the source of this 4696-nucleotide messenger RNA. RefSeq names its product insulin receptor substrate 2-A (gene irs4b). Gene Ontology annotation, molecular function: phosphatidylinositol 3-kinase binding; insulin receptor binding. The transcript is spliced from 2 exons. Bases 380 to 4519 code for a protein of 1379 amino acids. The record is from RefSeq and is a predicted model, not a curated record. Gene Ontology annotation, biological process: insulin receptor signaling pathway. NCBI's taxonomy places the organism in Eukaryota, Metazoa, Chordata, Actinopteri, Pleuronectiformes, Soleidae. Gene Ontology annotation, cellular component: plasma membrane; cytosol.